AUGUGUAAAGUAACUCCUUUCGAUUCUCGAUGCAUCGCUUCAUGUCUUACAGUUUGUCUUGCUAUUGACUAUCUUUUACAAACCGUUACUGAUGAUAAUAUUGAAAUGCUCAUCGAUCGUGUUCAAAAAGAAACUCUUUAUAUUCUUGGUGGCCAACUAAAAGAGCUUAACCUUGAUGAACUACGAAGCAUUGGAUAUACUUGUAAAUGUUUAGCAUCAGGUUUCUAUGGAUUGAGAUCUACAAAACCGUUUCAAACAACAGUUAAUGAUCUUAUUCGAUAUAGUGGUGAUGCAGAUACGAAUGGUGCUGUGUGUGGAGCAAUGUAUAGUGCAAGACGUGAUUUCACCACAUCGCCUUAA
Messenger RNA from Rotaria sp. Silwood1, 360 nucleotides. NCBI's taxonomy places the organism in Eukaryota, Metazoa, Rotifera, Eurotatoria, Philodinida, Philodinidae. The record is from the annotation of a GenBank genome assembly.